AAGUUAUUAUUAAAUCUAAACUGCCAAAAGGGUAAAAGUGAAGUGAGAAAAGAGAAAAGCAAGAUUGGAGAUGUGUAAUUACAGUGAAACUAAACUAAAUCUAUUGUGCAUAGACGAUAUAUUUUACAUUCAUAAAUUCUCUAGUUUUAGUGUGGACAACCGAAAAGAUGAAACAUAAUACUGUCCAUCCUGGUAUUUUUGAACAAUUGUAGGAAAAUAGCAAUGAAGUGAUGUCUGUCUAGUACUAGAAAUAGACAUGGAUUUAACACGACAUUAAAUCCUGUGAGAUCUAAAAUCAUGUGAUACACUGCGAGAAUAUAGGAAUUUUGUUGUUGAAAAAAAAAAAAAGAAAAAAGGAAGAAACAACCAUGUCAACCUGGAAGCAGCAAGUUUUGCCAAUUUAAGGGAAAUCCCAAAUCCCAAAUUCAACAAAUGUCAUGAUAUUAUUCGGUUACUGUCCAGGAGGGUAGUUAACUAGGAAUCAACUAAUAUUUCCACUAAUUUGGGUUGGCUGUUAAUACGAACAAUUUUUUUUUUUUUUUCCUUUAAAGGUUUUAGCACCAGCUUCUUCUAUUAUUAUUGUUAUUAUUAUUAUUAUUUUCCCAUUCUAUCUGUUCUAAAUUUUGAUAAUUUUGUUCACAAUUUUCCCUGUCCAGUGAGCUAAAUAAUCAUUGGUAUUGCGGUGGUGGUGGGAUCAUCAAUCAUUAGCCAUGGGUUCCGUUAUUAUGGAACCAGAAGACAUUGCAAUAUUUGCAAAUCAUUUGGAUGGAAGCAAGAAUAUCACCACAAUUUGCACAAAUUUAGCAAAGAUAUCUUCAGGGGGUAUAUUUCAGCAAUCGGAUCCUUUGGCCUAUUGGGUCCCUCUUCUUCUCUUGCAAAUGAGUCUAGCCUGUGGAACCUUUCUUCUCAUUUCUAAACUUCUCAAGCCUCUUGGUUCACCUAUUGUGGUCAGGCAACUCCUUGUAAGCUUCUACUCACAAUUCUCUCCUUAUUGUUGCUGUCUAUUUUCAUUCUUAGAAAUCUUUGUUUCAAAUUCAAAGAAAUGGGUACAAGCAUGCAUGUUCUUUCUUUUUUCUUCUUUUUCUUGUUUCUAAAUCUGAUAUUUCAUUCUCUCUUGGUAUUUGAUGGGUUCAUGGUUUCCCAGGCAGGCAUAAUAUUAGGUCCAUCACUUCUAUGCAGGAGUCAAGUCCUUGCAAAUGCAUUUUUUCCUGUGAGAGGAUUCAUAAUGCUGGAUAUAGUAGCUUCCUUCGGCUUCAUACUUUACUUCUUCCUUGUAGGAGUACAAAUGGAUCCAUGGAUAUUUAAACAUCUUGACAGAAAGGCUGUUGGUCUUGGACUCUUUGGGGUCGCCGUGCCUAUGGUACUAAGCAAUGCCUCGAGCUUAUUCAUAUUGUCCCAUGUCAAUGUAGACCCCAGCAUUGCUAGAUCACUUCCUUCGGUUGCUCAAUCUGAGUCUGUGUUUGCUUUCCCAGUUAUUGCUCACUUCUUGGCAGAGCUCAAGAUUAUCAAUUCUGAAUUUGGAAGAGUAGCAUUAUCUUCUUCCUUUGUAGCAGGCUUAUGCAGUUUCGCUGUGAUAACAUCUAGUGUCCUGUUGCAACAAUCCGGAGACUAUUACGGAGCACUUCAAAUCCUAACUAAUGCAGCUGUUCUUCUUAUUAUUAUCAUUUUCAUCAUACGCCCUGCAAUCAUGCGGAUGACAAAGCAUAAUCCGGAGGGAGAGCUGCUGAAAGAGAGCUAUGUGAUCUGGCUACUUUUAGCAGUCUUUCUGACCGGUUUCCUCAGUCAUGCACUUGGUUUGCACCUUUACUUUGGACCUCUUGUUUUUGGGAUAACUAUACCAGCAGGGCCACCAAUAGGCUCUACCCUAGUACACAAGCUUGAUCUUCUCACCAAUUGGAUAUUUAUGCCACUCUACCUGGUAAAAAAUGGACUGACAACUAAUAUAUUCAGCAUCAAAUUUAAGAACUAUCUGAUAGUGCAAUUCAUUGCCAUCACCAGUUCGUUUGGAAAGUUCUUUGGGACAUUUAUAGUUUCCCGUUUCAGCAACAUACCGACCAAGGAUGCUGCAUCACUAGGCCUUGUAGUGAACGCCCAGGGCGUGCUUGAGCUUGGAAUGUUUAGAAUGAUGAAGAGAAACAUGGCAAUAGACAAUGAGGCUUUUGUGAUAAUGUGCAUAUCCAUGAUGCUCGUAACAGGAGCUAUCACACCCCUCAUAAAACGCCUGUAUGAUCCUGCAAGGAGGUAUGCCGUUUACAGGAAAAGAACCGUUAUGAAUUUAAAACCCAAUUUUGAACUCAGGGUGCUAGUUUGUGUCCAUGAAAACGAAAAUGUUCCUGCAGCCAUCAACCUCCUUGAGGCCUUAAAUCCCACAAAAAGAAGCCCUUUAUAUGUUUAUAUUCUCCACCUUGUUGAGCUUGUUGGCCGUGCAAACCCCCUGCUCAUCCCACACAGAUUGAGCACUAGCACCUCUAAGAAGGUAAAAAACUCGGAGCCUGUGAUUAAUGCCUUCAGAAGAUUUGAGCAUAGCAACCCUGGUCGCGUCACCAUUUAUCCUUUUACUGCAAUUAGUCCAUCUAAAACAAUGCAUGACGAUGUUUGCACAAUGGCUCUAGACAGAAGGAUUUCCCUUGUCAUAGUUCCUUUCCACAAAAUUUUUCAAGCCAGUGGUGGAAUGGAUUCCAGCAGAAAGGCCAUUAAAAUCACAAACAUGAAUGUCCUUGAAAAAGCACCUUGCUCUACUGCAAUCCUUGUUGGCCGUGGGCUUCUGAAUGCUUCAAAGCCUAUCAUGAACAGCCAUUCUAAUUAUCGCGUUGCUGUUCUCUUCUUGAGCGGACCUGAUGAUAGAGAGGCACUGGCCAUAGGUGCACGAAUGGCUGGGAAUCAGAACAUUAACCUGACAAUAAUACGGCUCCUUGCGAAUGGAAGUAUUUCCAGUGACGGUGCAAGUGACAGGAAGCUUGACAAUGAAGUGGUGAGUGAGUUUAGAACUGCUACAGCGGGAAAUUACCGAGUGAUGUAUAUAGAGGAAGUGGUGAUGGAUGGGACAGGAACUAUUUCAGUGAUUAGAUCAAUGGAAGACCAAUAUGACCUUGUCAUAAUGGGUAGGCAUCAUGAGAAAAGAUCGCAACUUUUAUCAGGACUCACAGAUUGGAAUGACCACAAGGAGUUGGGAAUAAUUGGAGAUUUUUGUGCUUCAGCACAGUUAAUGAGAAACACCACAAUUUUGGUGGUGCAACAACACACCAAUAUUGCAAAGGAAGGUGCUCGAAAUGCUAGAAGAAAAAUUAGUGACAGAACUAUGAGAGAUGGGGAAGCAGAACAUCUUCCAAUUUAUAAUAGAAUUGUGUAG
Messenger RNA from Ricinus communis (castor bean), 3349 nucleotides. Its product is annotated as cation/H(+) antiporter 15. Gene Ontology annotation, molecular function: antiporter activity. The transcript has 2 exons. NCBI's taxonomy places the organism in Eukaryota, Viridiplantae, Streptophyta, Magnoliopsida, Malpighiales, Euphorbiaceae. The coding region runs from base 1043 to 3349 and encodes 768 amino acids. Gene Ontology annotation, biological process: proton transmembrane transport; regulation of pH. The record is from RefSeq and is a predicted model, not a curated record. Gene Ontology annotation, cellular component: membrane; endomembrane system.